This is a messenger RNA of Podarcis lilfordi (Lilford's wall lizard), 4691 nucleotides long. The record is from the annotation of a GenBank genome assembly. NCBI's taxonomy places the organism in Eukaryota, Metazoa, Chordata, Lepidosauria, Squamata, Lacertidae.
AUGGCGACCACGGCGGCUUGUUCAGGGCUUUUGCGGCGCCUUGGCGCUCUCACGGGGCGCCUCAGGCGCGGAACAACGCGGGAGCUCGGUCGGGGUCUUUGGCGAACGGCCCCUUUCCCUCCACCGCCGCCCUCUUUUUUCGCCACGGCACUCCAGCAGCGCAGCCUGAGCGGUGGAGCGCGCCAGGAAGAGGAGGCAACUCAGGCCUUGAAGGCCGCGUCGGGGUACAGGCUCGUGUACACGUGUAAGGUCCGUGAGUUUGUGUGCUUAUAUGUUUGAAAUGAUUGGUGAGGCAAGAGAAAAGGCCGGAUUGGGACCUGCUGCGAGGGAUGGAAACGCAGUGUGGGAGGCGACGGCGUAGCGGCCAUCUUUGCUCCUGGAAAAUUGGCCGGGCCUUUCUUUACCGCGCUUCAUAGUGAUGAGAAUCUAAAUUAAAACCCGAUUAAGAGGGCUGAGGGGCGCAGGGGCUCUUGGAGCAGCGGGCGAAAGAGAAGCCCCUUCCCCAAAACGAAGGAAGCAGCCUAGAUUCGCUUUGGACUACAACGUCCAUCAGUCCCAGCAAGCAAGUCCUGUGUGAUGAGGCUGAUGGGAGUAGUAGUCCAAGUCGCACUUAGGAGGGCGUCCUCUGGUGGAGAAGAGUAGAAAGGAAAGCAGGGAAAGAUUUCUCUGCCCAGAGGGUCAUAUAGUUAAGAGAGAGAGCCUGGGGUAACAAGGCAGGAAUGUUAAUUUUAUUUAUUUGAUAAAAUGUAUACACAGCUUGAUUGUAAAAAUAAAAGUGAUUUACGAAAAAGAUAAAACAAUAAAAAAAUAAAUAAAAAUAACGAUACUUUAAAACUUUGAGAAAGUUAAAAUAACAGUAAGCUACAGGUUAAAACUCAUGACAAUAGGAGCAGUGUGCUGCUUCCAUAGGGAAUACUGGGGUUCAUCUAGCUCAGUGUUGUCUACAGACUGGCAACUGUAGCUUCAGACUUUCAGCAGGAGUUUGUGAAUUUGACAGGGCAGUAAUGCAGAGGGAAGAGGGGGGAUGCUUUCUGCCCACAAUGGUCAAGUUGUUUUUGGGGUUCCCUUUCAGGUGUGUGGGACACGGUCAGCCAAAACCAUUUCCAAGGCAGCAUAUCACCACGGUGUGGUGAUUGUGAAAUGUCCUGGCUGCCAAAACCAUCACAUCAUUGCAGAUAACCUGGGCUGGUUCUCGGACCUGGCUGGGAAAAGGUGAGUGAGCACCACGGCAGGGGUUUGGACUAGAUGACCCUUGGGGUCCCUUCCCACUCUACCAUUCUAUGACUUUUCAGUGGAUCUCUUUCUUCCUGGGUGAGGGUCUGUAUAUUGGUGGUGGAUGGGACUAAAUCCCAUAGUAGGCAGGUUUGCCAAAGUGUGCAUAUUGAUUUUAUUUAUUUGGAGCAUUUGCACCCCACGUUUCAGCCAAAAAAGGCUUACAAUCAACCCACAUAGCCUUACAAUCUAAAAGAACACGGCACAGAAAAGGAGAUGGACAGGAAGAGGGUUGCAUAUCAGGGGGCUAGACUAGAUGACACUUUGGGUCCCUUCUAACUGCAUAGUUCUGUUAUCUAUAUAUGGCUAUGUUUUACCAGAGGUGGUGUGCUUCUGUAUGCCUGUUCCUAAGAAUGACAAGUGGGGAACCUUUUUGGGGUUUUUUCCAUUAGGACAUCUGGCUGGCCACUGUGAGGACAACUGCAGGCCUUUUCCUACAUUCUUGUAGAUAUAGCUUCCUUGGCCUUCAUGGACUAUGUUGAGAAAAGAGUUCUCAUCCUCAGUGUGCAAGAUGGAAACGAUUUAAAAAUUGAGGGUUGUGUAUUUAACAUCAGUCAUGCUCAGGAUAAGCCCACUGAAAUUAAUGGAUCUACUCUCUUAAGUUUUAGAAUCAUUCAUGGUUGUAUCCAACAACCCACCAAGCAUUAUUGAAUACAUGUGCAUGGGUUGUUGUUUCACACUGUCCCCCGCCCCCCCCCCCCCCGCCAAGAGCAUAAGAAGAACCUUCUGGAUCAGGUCAAAGGGGACCCAUAUAGUUCUGCCUCCUGUCUUCACAAUGGCCAACCAGAUGUCCAUAAUGGGAAACUUGUACACAGAAUUUGAGCUCAGUAACUCACCCUGCUCCUGUGGCUUCCAGCAUCUGGUAUCCAAGAAGCGUUGCUGCCUCCAUCAUGCAGAGCCAUUAGCCAUUGAUAGCUCUCUCCUCCUAUGAAUUUGGCUCAUCCUUUUUUAAAGCACCCAAGUUGCUGGCUAUCACUUGCCUCCUGUGGGAGUGAGUUCCACAACUGUGGAUGUGAUGCCUGAAGAAUCAUAGAAUCAUAGAGUUGGAAGAGACCACAAGGGCCAUCGAGUCCAACCCCCUGCCAAGCAGGAAACACCAUCAGAGCACUCCUGACAUAUGGUUGUCAAGCCUCUGCUUAAAGACCUCCAAAGAAGGAGACUCCACCACACUCCCUGGCAGCAAAUUCCACUGUCGAACAGCUCUUACUGUCAGGAAGUUCUCCCUAAUGUUUAGGUGGAAUCUUCUUUCUUGUAGUUUGGAUCCAUUGCUCCGUGUCCGCUUCUCUGGAGCAGCAGAAAACAACCUUUCUCCCUCCUCUAUGUGACAUCCUUUUAUAUAUUUGAACAUGGCUAUCAUAUCACCCCUUAACCUCCUCUUCUCCAGGCUAAACAUGCCUAGCUCCCUUAGCCGUUCCUCAUAAGGCAUCGUUUCCAGGCCUUUGACCAUUUUGGUUGCCCUCCUCUGGACACGUUCCAGUUUGUCAGUGAAGAAGAACUUUGUUUUAUCUCAGAGUGGCUGGGGAAACCCAGCCAGAUGGCCGGGGUAUAAAUAAAUUACACUGGUCAACAACAAAUUUGUUGUCUGGAUUUUUUUCAGCUGAUUUAGGACGAAUCUGAUGCGCUGAAUCCAAAAAUCACAUUGGUUUUGCUCAAUCAAGUCAAGUUUUUGAGCUAUGGCCACAUACCGUUUUUUUACGUUUUUGUUCACAUGUACGCUUGUGUGGAGCAUUUUAGAAGAAGUUGGUGGGGGUAAAAUGCCAUGUUGAUUAAUUGUUUUGAUUGGAAAUGAUUAUUUUAAUGACAAGAAGUAUUCAGGUCCGAUAGUUCUGUGUGAUUAUGUCGAAAAGGGAUCAGUUUGAAGUCAUAAAACCUCAAAAUAUUCCAUAAAUUGGUGCUCAGCAUUACACGAAGAAGGACUGGCUUGUGCGGGAGGAAUUGGUGCCUUGCAGAAAAAGGAACGUCAUCAACGCCCCUUUGGUGGACAGAGACAGAAAACUCUUCCCACCGCUGCACAUCAACCUCGGCUUAAUCAAGCAGUUCACCAAGGCUCUGGACAAGGAUGGUGACUGCUUCACUUACUUGUGCCAGGCUUUUCCAGGACUGACCAUGGAGAAGUUGAAAGCUGACAUCUUUGACGGUCCUCAGAUCUGUCAGCUCAUCAGAGAUCCAGAGUUCGGAAACUCAGUGAACAAAGUGGAACUGGAAGCAUGGAAGGCAUUUGUUCUGGUAGUGAAGAACUUUCUUGGCAACGAUAAGGCCAGAAACUACGCAGAACUUAUCAACAACAUGCUGACUGCUUUCAGAAACCUGGGCUGCAACACGAGCGUCAAGAUGCACUACCUAUUUUCACAUAUGGACCAGUUUCCUGAGAAACUGGGUUCAAUGAGUGACGAGCAGGGGGAGAGAUUCCAUCAGGACAUGAAAGAGAUGGAGACCAGGUAUCAGGGUCGCUGGGACGCAGUCAUGAUGGCUGACUACUGUUGGACUCUGAAGAGAGACCUCCCUGCCGCUGAGCAUUCCAGGAGUUCCAAGAAACGAAAGUUCAAGCCUCGAAGUUUGAAAAACGGUGAAGCAACAUGCAAUUUACCUGUACUUACCUUUAUCAAUGCCCACCAUUCAGUUUACAGUAAUCAAUGUUUCUAUCAGGUAAUCAAUAUAUGUUGUUGGAAAAACAUUUUUUCUCUUAAAAACAUAUUUAGGAUGAUAUGUGUUGACAAAAAUCAGCUGAUAAUGCCACAAAAAUGUAAUCGAUUUUGUCACAAGAUCUGAUUUUUUUAAAACCAACAUAGCACAAAAACCUGACCUGAUGGAGAGAAAUGGAUGCCAUUUCCUGAUUCAGCAGUGCAAAAAUACCCUAAAUCAGUUGUAGAAAUCCAGACAACAUUCAAAAAGUAAAAAAUUGUUGCCCAGUGUUGUUGUUGUUGUUGUUGUUGUUGUUGUUGUUGUUGUUAUCUGCCCUAGCCUUAUUUUUCUGUGCUUCUAUGACUGUAUAAACACAGAUUCUCCCUCACGCACACAUGUAAUGCAAGUGGGCUGGGCUCAAAAUUGGCGACCAUUUUGCUAAAAAGGCAUAUUUUGCUGUGAUAAAUGUUAGUCUGUUACAGGUAACAUUUUCAGUUGCCGCUGCUCCCAUUUUACAUAUAGAGAAUGGAGGCGUGAGAGGGUGAUACCCCCAGUUCAGCAGACUUUUGCCCCACUUCAAACUCGGACUGCCAGUUUCUGCCCUGGGUGGGGCUGCUGCCUCUUUAAUAAAACCUUUGCUUGUUUUGCAAUGCAGGAACGUGGAGGAAAUCCUCGCAGCUAGGGGGGAGAAAGUUAGGCGUGUGGCUGGUGAAGAUGCCUGGGAAAUCCUGUUGGAGGACCCUCAGCAGACAGGAACGUCAGAUCAGCCUCCCGACGGAGAUGCAGGAGGACGUUGA